CCAAGGCUGUGGCAGGAAGGUCAGCGGUGGGUAUAAGAGGUGCUGAGCCCCAGGCGGGGUCUGUCCCCACAAGCAACAAUGGCUCUGCUGUGGCUGCUGAGCUGCCUGGUGCUGGCGGGCUCUGCCCGUGCCACCCUCUCCCUGGCGAGCUGCGGUGUGCCCGCCAUUGCACCCAUCAUCCAAGGCUACAACCGCAUCGUCAACGGGGAGGCAGCGGUACCAGGGUCCUGGCCAUGGCAGGUGUCCCUCCAGCGCAACAACGGCUUCCACUUCUGCGGUGGGUCGCUGAUCAGUGAAAACUGGGUGGUCACUGCUGCACACUGCGGUGUCAGGACCACUGACACCGUGGUGGUUGGUGCUUAUGACCAGGACUCACCUUCCCCUGAUGAGCAGAGGCUGACCAUCAAGAAGGUCUUCAAGAACCCCAAGUUCAACGUGCUGACCAUCCGCAAUGACAUCACCCUGAUCAAACUGGCCACCCCUGCCCAGCUGUCUGCCACUGUGUCACCCGUCUGCCUGCCCCAGGCCACUGAAGACUUCCCAGCGGGCUUGACCUGUGUCACCACUGGCUGGGGGCUCACUGACCCCAAUGCCUCGUCGACACCGGCGGUGCUGCAGCAGGUGGCCCUGCCCCUGCUCAGCAACGUGCAGUGCAAGGCGUACUGGGGGUUCCGCAUCAGCGACGUGAUGGUGUGUGCCGGUGCUGAUGGUGCCUCCUCCUGUAAUGGCGACUCCGGGGGCCCGCUGGUGUGUCAGAAGAAUGGCGCCUGGACCCUGGUGGGCAUCGUCUCCUGGGGCAGCAGCACCUGCAGCCCCAGCAUACCCGCUGUCUAUGCCCGUGUCACCGAGCUCCGCCCCUGGAUCGACUCCAUCCUGGCGGCCAACUGAGGCCGGCAAUAAAUACUGUCACCCCCA
Molecule: messenger RNA, 915 nt
Organism: Columba livia (rock pigeon)
Lineage: Eukaryota; Metazoa; Chordata; Aves; Columbiformes; Columbidae
Product: chymotrypsinogen B
Exons: 7
Coding region: 79-888 (269 amino acids)
Biological process (GO): proteolysis
Molecular function (GO): serine-type endopeptidase activity
Source: RefSeq, a predicted model, not a curated record